Molecule: messenger RNA, 7874 nt
Organism: Physella acuta
Lineage: Eukaryota; Metazoa; Mollusca; Gastropoda; Physidae
Product: nephrin
Biological process (GO): cell-cell adhesion
Cellular component (GO): plasma membrane; cell-cell junction
Molecular function (GO): cell adhesion molecule binding
Source: RefSeq, a predicted model, not a curated record
GAGAGCCAGGAGCCAAGGAGUACAGGCCAGCAUCACAAGAUAAUACAAAAAGAAAACAGAGGUAUACUGGACUUCUGAAAAAAAAAUUGUUCCGACAGCAGACACUCCCGGGACGUUGCCAGUAAAAUUGAAUUACCAACCAAGGGAAAUAAUUCACGGAUAAUGUGGCACCUAAAUAUUGCUCUGUUGGUGCUGUUUGUUGUCGUUGAGGGUGUCCAACAUUUUAUAAAGAAACCUCAAGAUGCUAAGGUGGUUCAGGGAUUAACAGCUGAAUUGGAAUGUGUAAUUGGUGAUAGAAAAGGGGCAGUACAGUGGACAAAAGAUGGAUUUUCUUUAGGAUUCAAUAGCAAAAUUCCAGGACUUGACAGAUAUCGCAUCGUAUCUGAUCGGCGAAAUGAAUUUAAUUUGAGAAUUACAAGUGUUAAGCUAGAAGAUGAUGCUGUUUAUGAGUGUCAGGUCCUGCCAAAAGAUGGAGAUGGAAGAUUACAGGCCCGAGCCACACUAACUGUUUUAGUUCCUCCUGAGGCUCCCAGAAUUAUAGAUUAUAAUAAUGGUUCAACAUUAGAGGUGCCUUACUCACAACAAACCCUUGAACUGACAUGUGAGGCUAGGCUAGGUAGACCUGCAGCAACUAUUCUAUGGUACAAGGAUGAUAUACUGGAGACAUCAUAUGUUAGUUAUGGUGUAAUAGAAAUCCCAGAUGACAAGCGAGAAACAGCAACUAGUACAAUAAGAAUACCAUUAACAUCAAACAAUCGAGAAAAACUCAAUGGUGCUACUUAUCAAUGUGAAGCAAACAAUAGUGCAAUCAUUGGACAGAGACCUUCUACAACAGUCCAUCUCAACAUCCUUUAUCCAAUAAAUAGAAUUGAGAUAAGUGGAUACAACAACAGAGUUGUCACUGUUAAUGAAACAUUGGUCUUCACCUGCAUCUCUUAUGGAGGCAAUCCUCUGGGCCAGAUAACCUGGUAUAGAAAUGAUGUGGUUGUACAGCACAAUAACACAUCUGAACACAGCAAAAUUACUAAUGUUUAUACUUUUAAAGUGAGGACUUCUGACAACAACGCUGUCUACCAAUGCAGAGCAUAUAAUUUAGACAAGGAAAAGCCACUGAUUGCUGAGUAUAAACUCAAAGUUCAAUUCCCUCCAACCAGUGUUAGAAUAUCUGGUGCUAAUCGACCAGCCAGGUCAAGGGAAAGGGUAACAUUAACCUGUGAAUCAUCUAAUGCCAAUCCUACUGCAACUAUCACUUGGUAUGGUAAAAAUAUCUUGAUACCACGCAGUGAAGUUGUGGAGCUAUAUUACAACUCCUCAAAUGGUGGUCAGAUAACAAGAUCUGAGAUCAAUGUCACAGUAGAUGUUCAUGAUCAUGGCAGUGAAUAUACAUGUAUUGCAUCAAAUGCUGUUUUUAAUAUGACUGCAUCAGCUACAACAACUCUUAAUGUACUCUAUCCUCCCCCACAAGCUCCAAUAAUUACUCAAUAUACAGAAAAUACACCAAUACGGGAAGGUGCAAUUCAGAAAUUAGGCUGUAAUUCUUAUGGUGGAAAUCCUCUUUCUGAGCUUUAUUGGUAUAAAGGCACCAGGACAAUCAGUGGGGCUGAUUACAAAACAUAUUACAACAUAGCAUCUUGUGAUAUAAUCAUCAUAGCCAAAGCUGAUGACAAUAAUUCUGUUUAUAAAUGCAAGGCUGUUAACGUGGCUCUCAACAUAACACAGUCAGCCAGCAUCACUCUAACAGUCCAUUUUGCCCCUGCCCAGGUAACCAUUGCCAUGAAUCCAACCCAGCCUAAAGCUGGCCUGCCACUACAUCUCACGUGCACAAGUUCUUCCAGUAAUCCACCUGCAGAAAUUGUUUGGAGUAAAAAUGGACGCAGAAUUACUGGAGAAAAUUUAGUUACCUCAGAUGCUGAAAAUGGUGGUAAAAAAACCAGCUAUAGUCUAAAAAUUGAACCAACUUCAAGAGAUCAUAAUGCUGAGUAUCAAUGUAGAGCAACAAAUAAAGAUCUUGAUCGCAGUGUUUCUAAUGCAGUAACACUAAAUGUACUAUUCAAGCCUGAAUUUGACACCAACACACUGCUGAAAACAUAUGAUCCCAAGCUGGGUGAUGAUAUAAAGAUAAACUUCACAGCUUAUGCCAAUCCUGCAGAUGUAACUUAUGUUGUGUACAAAGAUGGUGUGCCACGUUCUUUGUCCUCACGCUUUCAAAUGGAAAAGGGAUUAUUUAAUAUUUCUAAUUUGAAUAAGGAUGAUAAGGGAAACUACAUGGUGAAAGGAAGUAAUUCUAUUGGAUUUUCUGUGUUCAACUUCACAUUGAAUGUCAAAUAUCCUGCUGAAAUAGGCCCUGUUAAGAAUCUGUGGUAUGCGGAUGAGGGUACUGAAUUCACUUUAUAUUGCCCAGUAUCUGCCAACCCGAUAAUACCAAACAUUAUCACAUGGUCUAGAGAGAAUUUUGAAAUGAGCAGGACACGGUCACGAUUUGAAAUAAAAAAUAGCACAUCAUACUUAACUAUCCCUGACCUCACACGGCAAGACAGUGGAACAUUUAGAUGCACAGCUGAUAACAGGAUUGGCCCACCUGUACACAAAGAUAUAAAACUCCUGAUCAACUUUGCUCCAGUCAUUGAUCCAUCUCUUGAGUUCAGCAAAUCUGCCGGUGAUAAGGGGAGUGUUGUAAAUCUCAAGUGUCGAAUACAAGGAGUUCCUGAUGUCUCUGUAACUUGGUCUAGGAACAAUAACCCAAUAUUAGCAGAUAGCAAAUAUAAGCUUAAACUUGAAAAGUCUAAGAUGGUGAACUAUGAAAGCACACUUCAGAUAAGAGAUUUGAAGACUGAAGACUAUGGUGCUUAUGUGUGUACAGCAACAAACAGUAAAGGCAGUAUCUCACACAGUGUCACACUGGCAGAAACUAGCAGGCCUUACCCACCAUACAAUAUAGAGUUCAACAACGCUACAUCUAACAGCAUCACAAUAUCUUGGAAGCCAAGUUUCAACGGGGGGCUGCCCCAGUCUUUUAGGGUCAGAUAUAAGCCUGUAGAUGCAAGAGGUUAUGUUUAUGUUGAUGUGCGUCCCUAUGGAGCCACUACAUAUAAGAUCAAAGGUCUUGAACUUGGUACAGAGUAUGAGUUGACAGUAUUGGCAUUCAAUGAUAGAGGAGAGAGUUCUUACCAAGAAAGAGGCAUCACAGCACGUACAUCAGAUGUGGUAACUCCAGCAGACAUUUCAACAUCUGAACUACAAGGAACAGAUGAGAUACCUGUCAUCAUUAUACUAGUUGUCUGUAUUGUGGGUGUCUUUAUCCUUACUCUUAAUGUUGGACUCAUUUUAUUUUUUAUUCGGAGGAGGAAGAAAAGAUUAGAAGCUACUAGUGAUACAGCAAGCCAUGCUAAUGCGUUUGAGCUGUACAAUAGUACUCAUAAGGUGCCUCAUCCUUAUCCACCUCCAUCAGAUGACACACGAAGUUAUGGCACCUAUGAUAAAAGCAUGGAUGACUUUUCUGAUGACUAUAUCAGAGAUUAUGAUCGUGAGUGUGAAACACACGUCUUUUUGCCUCAACAGCCAGACUAUCCUGGGUCAAGGCCAUACAGUCCUCAGAAAAUAGAAUCUCCCAGGUUGGGGAGUGGACAUAAAAUUGCUUAUAUUAUUGAGGAUCACCCUGGAAGAAAUUCUCCUUGGAAUGAAGAUCCUUAUCAAGUUGCUCAUCCACGACUCAAGAAAGGAUAUGAUGAUGGACUUUCAAAUGGAGAUAUUUAUGAAUAUAAAGCUGUAAGGAGCAAGGGAAUGAGUGAAUUUUCAGAUCGAUUUCCCAGUCGUCCAUCAAGUAGAUCGGGUAAGACUCCCCCUCCACCCCCCACACGUUCCUCCAGUCGAGGAGGAUUUAAUAAUGGUGAAAUGAUGCCUCCUCUCCCAGCACGAAAUUAUGAACCUCAGGAAAUCUCCCCACAACCUCGAUAUGGCCCAUUGCCAGGGUCUUCAAUGAUGUCAGGUAACAUUGUACCCAACCCAAGUUAUAAUGGCCCCAUUAUGAACCAAAGAACACCUUCCCCUCAUUCAUCUUCAUCACACAAUACACUCCCAGUUGGUGCAGAAUUUAGAGGACACCUUGUUUGAUUAGCAUAUUUAGAAAUGUAUUUAUCAGUUGAAAUUACCAUGUGACUUAAUUGUACAUCAUUUUGAUAUGUCUUACCAAUGCUUCCAUUUAAUGAAUGUAAAUUACUUAGAUCAAAUGUAUUUAUGAACAUAGUACUGUUGUUAGAUAUUACACAAUGUUCCACCAAUCUUUUGUUGUAUUUGAUCAAAUGUGCAUCAGAUGUUAUGUCUAGUAGACAAUAUUUUAUUUCUACUAUUUUAUUUAAUAUUAUACUAUUGUAUAUUUCUGAUGCAUAGUGUUUUGAAGCUUUUAUACUUUGAGUUAAUGUUUUCAUAAUCAUUAAAACAACAGUUUAUAAUUUAAAUAUGUUAUAUAAAUAUGUUUAUAUAAAAUAGAUUAAUAUAAAACUAAUUAAAAAACCCAAACUUUGAAUUAGUUUUUGUACCAUUGUUAUUUAAGAUUAUUUUAACCCCUUUUGUCUCAGUAUCCUAUUCUAAUCAAACAACAAUGAAGUAUCAUCAUGACUACAGUUGUUUAAAUAUAUUCUAAUGAUGCUUAUGAGUUCAAUUUUUUUAAUGUAUAGGUUGAUAAGCAGAACUUUGCAAUAAAGUCAAGCUUAACAAAAAUAUAUAUAUUUUAAAUGUCUAGACAUUUAAUGUUAAUAUUAUUGAAAAAAUCAAAAUAGCAACCUAUAUUUUUAUUUAUUGAGCAAAUAUGUCGUUAUAUAUUAAAGCUAUCAAUUAAAUAAUUAAAAGUUUCAAAUAUAAGCUGCAACUAGAAGAAAAUUUAUUAUAAACCCAUUAACACAAUGUAUUUGAACUCCAACACAACACAAUAUAAAUGGAAGCAACCUUUUAUUUCUAGAAAUUUGACACCACACUAUGGCAAAAAGGCAGAUCUAGAAUUAUUGAUGGUAUUUUGGGUUAACCAUUUCUGUAACAUGUACAUUUUGUAACCACCACUGUUAUCUUAAUAGAAGUAGAACUUUUCUAACACACUUAGUUUUUUAAUCUGGAGCAUGCUCGCAUAUUUUAAACAGUGUAGACCCACUUGAUAUGAAUUUACAACAGGUUUUAUGUUAUUAGAGAAUAUGUUGAACAAUACACAGCAUAGCAACAAUGUUAACUGCAAGUGCUUCCAUUAUGUCUCAAUUUAAACUGUUCUCCACAAUCUUCAUAUACAUUUUAGUGUUUUAUUUGUUGGUGAUUAUUUUACUUUCACACUGUUAUCUGUAAAGGUGGAUACCUCAGCAUAAAUAGCUAGUUUAUAAAAUUGGUAGAAUAAGCAUGUAUUUUCUCUACAUAAUUCAUUACUUAGACAUGGUUGUGAGAUGACUGGUAGUAAACCUUUGACAGGUUGUGAUGUUCAAUUUUGUAAAAAUAUAAGUUGUAACAUAAGAUAUUUAUAUUCAAACAUUAUUGAUCUAAAUCACUUCAAUCUAUGCAUCCCGUAUUUUAUGCAUAUUAAACAUGAAAUGUGUAACACAUUCAUCUCAUUAUUUUGGAUAGAAAGUGAUUUGUGAUUUUAAAUGAAUGUUUGUUAUUAUGUAUAGUAGUUAACUGAUGAGACAUGUUUGAUUUAGGUUUGCGUUUUCACAACUUGUAGGAUUUCUACUCCUAUGAGUUACCAUAACUUCACAAAGCUAAGUGUUUUUUAUUUACUUUAUUAUUAUGGAAAGCUAAGUAAAUUUACAGACAAAGAAGAAUCUGCUUUUUAAAAAAGAAAUAGCUUACGUCCCACAGAAUUGUAAAAUCUGAAGUUUUUGACUGUCCAUCAUACUAGACUAAAAUGAAUUUUUUUUUUCGUUUGUCUAGUAACAUACAUUCAAGCAUAAAAAUCUAUAUUCAUUUUUAUUUAUAAUGAUGUUUAUAAAACCUUUUAAUUUGUCUCCCAUUCAGCAAAUCAGCAAUCUAAUUAUUUAAAUCACUUGUAUGACUAUGAAGUGCUCUGUUGUGACAUAAUGGGAGUUAUCUUAGACAAUAAUUUUAAGUUUUGAUAGACCAUAACAGUAGUACAAGUGGCCACUCAAUAAAGCAUGACAUCUUAAAGGUAUGUUGAUACAAAAGCUGCACCUUGCUUUUUUUUUUGUACAUAAAAUAAAUAAAAUAAGAUGAAUUGUAUAUAUAUUAUUCAAUUUUUCAAUUGUAUUCCUAAGUACUCACAAAGUUUAGACUAGAAGUACUUUUUAUUUUCAACCAUUAAUUAAGCUUACUAUUACAGUGAAGUUUAGCAUUUUUAAUGUUAUUAAAUUGGUAAAAGCCUUUUUCAAAUGUGGUGAUUCCUGUCUAUAUUAUUUGAUUUUUUAUUAAUAGUGCAGUUGGUUUUUGAAAGCUGGUUUAAAUUUUGCCUAAAUCAAACAAUGUAUACAUUUUAAAUUGAACAAUAACCAAAUAAGAUCUUGGAAUAAAUAUCUUGUGUUGAAUAACUGUGAUUACAUUAUUUAAAAAAGUCCACCAUUUUAUAAAUAAGUUUGUUUCCUAAUUACUUUUAUAAUGGUGGGCUAUUGAUUUUUCUGAUGGAAUUUUUCUUGUUACUAAAUUAUUAAUUGAAUAUAAAUCUGUACAAUAUUAGACUAGAAGUGAAAUAUAAAUACUGUCUGGUAGCUAGCAUGUCUAUCAAAUUGAUUGAGAUUACAAGUUGUGUGUGUGUGUAUAAAUAAUACUGGAGUGGUGUAUAUUCAUUUUUAAUUUUAAAGUCGAGUUGUAUGCUGCAUUUCAAAAUAUAUUCAGGUUUAUUUCCUAUUUUCUGAUUUGCGCAUACCAUUAGAUAUUAAGUUCAUAGUGUAAUGCAACUGUCUCACAAAAUAUGAGUAGUAGUAGGCUAUUUGUUAUAAAAUGUGUACAACGCUGGUUUUCAUUUUGAAAGAUACAAAAUGUAAUAUUUCUAGACUGUUUACCUGCUAAAUCUUAUUAUAAAACUUCUGUUAGGAAAAUGUAUAUAUGUAUCUAUGUUAUCAUCAAUUACUAAAUGUUAUUUCUGCACCAUUUGUCAUUAUAAUAAAGUGAAAGAUUGAACCAAACAUGGAACUAACAGAACUUAUUUACAAAUUUAAUAAAUGUAAUAAAAUGUAGUUACCAUAAAGUGCACACAACUAAAGCACUUAGAACACACCAAAAUGAAUGUUUAUUUAUGGAUUAUUUUUUAUAAAACUGAGUUAUAUAUGCCAUCAAAGUUGGACAAAAAAAUCACUCAGCUAACUAUUGUAUUGCUGUAUUUACUAAUAGGAUUAAGAAAGCUUGAUGGGAUACGGUUUGUUUGUUUUCAAAAAUGUCCAUGGAAUACUGUUUAUCAGGUAUUCAACUAACAAUAGAAGAACACAAGGUUUUUUUUAAAACUACUAGGAUUAGAAGUAUUCAAAUAUAACUUGUGGUGUCGAUAUUAUGUUCAUACACAUCACAUUAUUUAUGACUUUACAAUUGUAAGGGGUAAUAUUUUUGCUUUCUUUAUCAUUUGAAAGGCUGAACAAUUAACUUAUUAAUUUGAAAUUUCUGGCUUACACAAUACUCACAAUCAUUUUAAAAUUGUAGAAAAAAAAGAGCAAUCUAUCUAUACAUAUAAUUCUCUACGUGGGAUCAUGCAGGACACCACUACCUCGUACACCUGCCCUCCUCCCUAGCUCUCCAGACCAUAUCAUUACCACCCGUCAGGAGAGCUGUGGAUCAUACCGAAUGUUUACAAUCGUAGAGCUGGGUCGAAUUAGUGACGGCUGUUGGGGGCAGAUAAUUUAGUUUUUAAAUAAUUUAAAACUAAGAGGAGGUAACAAGUUCUGCAUGAUCUUUUCAUU